CCUAGGAAAGAAAAUGCAAGACCCCUUCGUCCCGUGUCUUGCUUCCCCUUUCACUGGGGACACAAUUCCAUAGUUCAGGCACAGGGAGGGGGCACAGGCCCAGAAAGAGGAAGGAUUCUGUUUUUUUCUUAAAACGUUUCCUUUCCUUCUUUCUUCAUCAUUUAAUUAAUCAGUUAGGCCUAAUAAUAUAAAGUCCUUUGAAAUCAUGAGGAAGUUGUGUCCUAAUUUUGACAAGGAAGAUGGGUUGGAGACCAUCCUUGAGGUGCCGAUUCCGGAGGAAAUGUUGAGCGACAUGGGCACCACUGGCUUCAAUCGCUGGCAAAACCUGCGAACUCUCAUGAAUGCUCAAUUUGUUGACAAGUCUUCUGCACCCUCAAACAAUGAAUUUGUUGUGUUGGUCAAGCUUGUGGCUGCCCCCCUUAUUCCUCUCCAGGUCCCAUCAGACCAAACUCUGACUCGCCCCCUCAAAGAUUGUUCCAUUAGAGAUUCGACUGCUAAGUACAUAGUGCAACAAUACGUGGCGGCCACAGGAGGAGCAGGUGCAUUGAAUUCACUGGAAAGUAUGUACGCAAUGGGACAAGUGAGAAUAUGUGGGUCUGCGAUGAGUCAAGGUGAUGAAUGUGAUGAUAACGUAGAAUCAAGAGGCAAACCUGAAGUGGGAGGCUUUGUGUUAUGGCAGAAGAACCCUGAUUUAUGGUGCGUUGAAUUGGUUGUUUCCGGUUUCAAGGUCAGUGCAGGUAGCGAUGGUAAGGUAGCUUGGAACCAAUCUUCUUCUCAACCUUUUCACGCAAACAAAGGUCCUCCCAGACCCCUUCGUCGCUUCUUUCAGGGACUGGACCCAAGGUGCACGGCUAACUUGUUCCUGGACGCAGAAUGUGUAGGAGAGAACAGCAUCAACAACGAGGUUUGUUUCAUGCUCAAGUUGCAAACGGAACAGCACGUGCUACUAGCACAAAGCACGUCCAAUACCGAAAUUGUGAUGCACAUAAUGUUGGGGUACUUCAGUCAACGCACGGGGCUACUUGUGAAAUUCGAGGACACCAAGUUGGUGAAAAUGAAGGCCGCUAAAGGGAAAGAGACAGUGUUUUGGGAAACAACCAUCGAGUCCAUGAUUGAAGAUUAUAGAUACAUAGAUGGCAUUAACAUAGCGCACAGUGGGAAAACGAUUGCCACGCUUUAUAGAUACGGUGCAGCGCAUAAUCACAAACGUCUAAUUGAGGAAACGUGGACGAUUGAAGAGGUUGAUUUUAACGUUGUUGGGUUGUCCAUGGAUUGCUUUAUGCCUCCAUCUGAUGGUGAGAAAGAACACGAUGGUGCAGAGCAAGCAGUGGGGAUGGGUUAGGAUUGCUCCAAUUUUUCUCAUUAUCUUUGCUGCCUCAACUAUAGGAAGUGUAAAUACUAAAUACAUUACAACAUAGACAAGUAUAUGGGUGACUUCAUACCCUGUACUUGGAUGUAAUUCCAUUUUUUUAACUGGGAACUUUUCGGUGAGACAUAAAAUGAGUCGCGUUUGAAAAAUGUUGGGAUGGAUUCACAUUUUUAAUUU
Molecule: messenger RNA, 1546 nt
Organism: Cajanus cajan (pigeon pea)
Lineage: Eukaryota; Viridiplantae; Streptophyta; Magnoliopsida; Fabales; Fabaceae
Product: DUF620 family protein (DUF620)
Source: RefSeq, a predicted model, not a curated record